Molecule: messenger RNA, 731 nt
Organism: Bombus pyrosoma
Lineage: Eukaryota; Metazoa; Arthropoda; Insecta; Hymenoptera; Apidae
Gene: Chchd2
Product: coiled-coil-helix-coiled-coil-helix domain-containing protein 10, mitochondrial
Exons: 3
Coding region: 121-549 (142 amino acids)
Biological process (GO): mitochondrion organization
Cellular component (GO): nucleus; mitochondrion
Source: RefSeq, a predicted model, not a curated record
UUCAUUAACUUGCGUAACUUAUAAGAGCAUUAAAGAUUUCAUUGCAGUAUCAGAUUAAGCUCUUAAGAGCACGAACGUGUAUUGUGUUAUACGAAAUUUAGUGUGCAAAAACGCAAAAACAUGCCACGACGUGGACGAGCAGCAAAUCCUCCUCCGAGGACGGUUAGGCGAGCCUCAGCUCCAGUUGCAACCGCUCCAGCACAUCCUCCUGCAUCAACACCAAUGGUAGCUCAACCUCAGCAGCCAUCCCUCAUGGGACAAAUGGCUGCUACUGCUGGAGGUGUGGCAAUUGGUUCUGCUGUCGGUCAUACUAUUGGACACGCAAUGACUGGCCUCUUCAGUGGAGGUUCCAGUGAGGCCGCUGCUGCACCAGCAGGUGUAGCACCAGCUGCAGUACAAAGUGCACCAGUUUCUGCACCUGCUGGUGGUGUUUGCGCUUGGGAAGUCAAACAAUUCUUAGAAUGUGCCCAAAAUCAAUCAGAUCUUUCAUUGUGCGAAGGUUUUAAUGAGGCUCUUCGUCAGUGCAAGGCAACUAACAAUUUAAUUUAAACAGGGCAUUCAGGUAAUAGCAGGAAGAUAGGCAAUAUUAAUGAAUUUAGUUGAUUUCAUAAAAAUUUGGGUUCUGUAUUUACCAUGAACUAGAAUUAUUUUAAUCACUGCUUAUAUAAAUUGGUUAAAAUGUAUACAUGUAUGCAAGUGAAAUAAAUUAAAAUAAAUUUGAUUCCUGUUUA